Molecule: messenger RNA, 3406 nt
Organism: Anneissia japonica
Lineage: Eukaryota; Metazoa; Echinodermata; Crinoidea; Comatulida; Comatulidae
Product: alpha-centractin
Exons: 10
Coding region: 123-1253 (376 amino acids)
Source: RefSeq, a predicted model, not a curated record
AUAACAAACGGAACAGAGACUAAUGCAGCUUCAAAAAGGUGUGUUUUCAGCAGAAAAGGAGGAUCAUCUGGACAUACAGCAGUAUUUUGGUCGGUACUCAGGCCUGUUAUACUAACGUCAGGAUGGAGUCAUAUGAUGUCAUUGCAAACCAGCCUGUUGUCAUUGAUAAUGGAUCUGGUGUUAUUAAAGCAGGAUUUGCUGGUGAUCAAAUUCCAAAGUAUCAUUUCCCAAAUUUUGUUGGACGGCCAAAGCAUGUAAGAGUCAUGGCUGGAGGUUUAGAAGGAGACAUCUUCAUAGGGCCAAAGGCUGAAGAACAUCGAGGCCUACUAAGUAUAAACUACCCCAUGGAACAUGGAAUUGUUACUGAUUGGAAUGAUAUGGAAAGAAUAUGGCAAUACAUUUACUCCAAAGAUCAACUCCAAACUUUUUCAGAAGAGCAUCCAGUAUUGUUGACUGAAGCACCAUUAAAUCCAAGGAGAAAUCGAGAGAGAGCAGCAGAAGUUUUCUUCGAGACAUUCAACGUUCCUGCCUUAUUUAUUUCAAUGCAGGCAGUUCUAAGUUUGUAUGCUACUGGUAGAACUACAGGUGUAGUUCUAGACACAGGGGAUGGUGUGACCCAUGCUGUUCCUAUCUAUGAAGGUUUUGCCAUGCCCCAUUCUAUUAUGAGGGUGGACAUUGCAGGUCGUGAUGUUACUCGAUACCUACAACUUUUGUUGAGAAAAGAGGGUAUGAACUUCAGGACUUCUGCUGAGUUAGAAAUUGUCAAGACAAUUAAAAAGAAAGCUUGCUAUUUAUCAAGUAACCCAAUCAAAGAGGAAACCACAGAAACCGAGAAGACUGUGUACACUCUACCAGAUGGAAGCACAGUGGAGAUUGGUGCUGCUAAAUUCCGAGCCCCUGAACUCCUCUUUCGACCUGAUUUGAUUGGAGAGGAAUGUGAAGGCCUUCAUGAGGUGCUAACUUUCUCUAUUCAAAAGUCAGACAUGGAUUUACGCAGGACGCUUUUUUCCAAUAUUGUGUUGUCAGGUGGCUCAACUCUGUUCAGGGGGUUUGGAGAUCGUCUAUUGAGUGAAGUAAAAAAGUUAGCACCAAAAGAUGUCAAAAUUAGAAUUUCUGCACCACAAGAAAGACUUUAUUCAACAUGGAUAGGGGGCUCAAUUUUAGCAUCACUUGAUACUUUUAGGAAGAUGUGGGUUUCAAAGAAGGAGUAUGAUGAGGACGGUGCUCGUGCAAUUCAUCGAAAAACCUUCUGAAACUAGAAACUAUAAGUAAUCUGUGUACUAUAGGCAAGGCAUGUUUAUUUUUCUUGGCCAUCAUAAAAGUUAUUGACACUGUUCUUUGAGUUUCUAAGCAUUAUGACAAUGGCUGACAGGAUUGGUCGCCAGUAAUUCCACUGAAACCUAUAAAACAAAAUGUAUAUGGUGGUCAAUGAUUUUCCUGUCAAAAGAAACCCCAGAGACAAAUAUCUGUUUAGUUCUUGUCAAAAUGUUAAAUAUACAGUACUUAUGUUCAUAAUGGCCAUUUGUAAAACUCAAUUUCAGUUUUUUUUAACUUUGCUUAUUUUACAUGAAAUAAAGACUCGAUAAUACUGAAAUAAUGGUUUAUUAAAUUAUCAGUGCAUUCAGGGAAAACACUUGGCUUUUGAACAAAUGGAGAAACAAUACUGUAAUGUUGAAUAUAACAAAAUUUAGCUGACAUGCUGUUAUUAAGCAAUCUAUAAGCGCUAUACCUGUAUUAAGUUUGAUAGCAUAAGUGAUUUAUUUAUAUAAUUAGAACAAGCACCUUCUCAAUUUGCUAUCAUGUCCUAAUUGUGUUAUAUAAGCAAAAAUGUCCAGUAUAUUGAAAAAUACAGUACAGAUUGUAAUAAUUUUAUUGUUUUGGUUUGUGGGUAUAAUACUGAGGAUUGUGAUUGCACUAGCUUUAGAUGUAGAUCAAUAUUUGAACUGAAUCCUAUCAAUUCUACUAUUUUAUUCUUAUUAAGAUAUAUAUUUAUUAUUUCACUUUUCAAGAUCAAUUUUUUAGUUGAACUUUAUAGGAAGAUAAAGCUAGUUAGCAACGUUUUCUGUACUGUACCAUUUUAUGUAUGUUUUAUCAUUUUCAGUUUCCAGUCUACAUUGAAAUAGAAUCAAGAUUAAGAAAUUUAAUUGUGAUUGUAAUAGUGGAUUUAAUAAUAGUAAUUGUUGGAAUGAAUUCUGAUAUCAUAAUAUGUGCUGUAGUGUACAAAGCCAUUGACCAUCCAGUGUCAUGACAUGAUUUCAAGAUUUUGGAUAUAUCAGUCUAAAGCUUAUAAAAGCCAAAAAGUAAAGGUGGUCCAAGUACACAAGCUUUUUUUGUAAGCCUCUGAAAAUUUUCUUAGCUUAAGCAGAACUUGUGUUGCAUUGAAUAAAUUGUGACCAAGAGGAAGUGUGUGCUCUGUUGUGGGCCUAUAAAUUAUGUUUGUGAGUGUAAUCCAGUAUUCUACCUUUAGUGAAUUAAAUAAGACAAAAUAUAUGUUCAUCCAAUUAUUUUCUCUUAUUUUCAUUAUUUGAAUGAUUGGUACUGUAAAUCUGACAACCUUUUAUAAUAUUCAUUUGUUUUUUAAUUCUGUGCUUUGUUACAUUAAAAAAGCUAUUACUGUAGCUCUUUAUUUAUAAUCCAAUCCCUUAAGGAUUAAAUUGGGUGGAUUUUUGUGCUCAGAUUCCUGGAAUCUGUUCCCAAAUUCCAAUUUUCAAUACUGCAUGCCCAAUUCAAAGUCAAACUUUACUAUUUCUUUAUGAAAAUAUUUGUAAAAUUCACUGCUCAUUCAAAUCAUACUCAAAGCUCUUUUGCCCUGAGAAAUGCUGGUACAUGAAAUUGGACUGGGAUGAGGGGAUGUUGAUAUCCAAGGAACUGUGGUAAUAGCUUAUUGUUAAUCUAAGUUGUUUUUUAAGUAAAAAUUCUUUAUUAAAUUAUUUAACAAUGCAUAUCCAAUACAGAAAUAUGAUUUUCUACUACGAAUGAAGUUCCUUUAGAACAGGAACAUGUUGUAAACCUGAUUUUUGCCAAGUGUCUAUUUAUCACAUCACUUAAGGGCAUUUUGUGUAGGCGAUGAGCCAGGAACGUCCUUAUGCGUCCCCUCUGCACAGGUGUCCAGACACUUCACACUAAAACCAAUUUGUAUCUAGCAGCUUGUACAGAUCCAACUUGACAUACCAAACCUCGCUCCUAAAAAAUACAACUCGUACCAUACUUAACCCAAAUUUCUAUGCUCGAUAAUUACACAUUAUGAAUUUUAAAAUAUGUACAUGUAGCAGUCUCCUUAAGUGACACUUAAAAUCUGUAAUCUAAGUGUGAAGAUUCUCAGGUGAUGUGCUGUUAAUCUUUACAUGCAUGAUAAUAAUAUAUUGUUUAAUCUUUCUGCACAUUAAAUAGAAUGUAUAUAAACUUA